GUUUUUUCCUUCAGGAGUUGUGAGCUGUUCUGAAUCAUGCCUGAACCAGCCAAAUCCGCCCCGGCCCCGAAGAAGGGCUCCAAGAAGGCGGUGACCAAGGCGCAGAAGAAGGACGGCAAGAAGCGCAAGCGUAGUCGUAAGGAGAGCUAUUCCAUCUACGUGUACAAGGUACUGAAGCAGGUGCACCCCGACACCGGCAUCUCGUCCAAGGCCAUGGGCAUCAUGAACUCGUUCGUGAACGACAUCUUCGAGCGCAUCGCGGGCGAGGCGUCGCGCCUGGCGCAUUACAACAAGCGCUCGACCAUCACGUCCCGGGAGAUCCAGACGGCCGUGCGCCUGCUGCUGCCCGGGGAGCUGGCCAAGCACGCCGUGUCCGAGGGCACCAAGGCCGUCACCAAGUACACCAGCGCCAAGUGAGCAGAUACAGAAAUGAGAAUACAAAGCCCGAAUUCGUGGAAAAAGCAGAGGGAUUGGGACAGAGGAUGAGUCGUAGGCAAUAGUCCAUUCCCAGAUGAAACUUUGUGAAAACUAAGUUUUUUUUUGGAAACAACAAAGUUGAAAAGAUAACCGGCCAAUUUAUCCUAUUACUCAGAAAAUUAAACUGCUUAAGCCAUACACAAAUCAGGAAAAUAAAUCAAAUUUUCAUCUGUGGAGUUAUUUGCACCUGGAUGGGGUCCCCUUAUAAAUAAGGCAAGAGUUUAAUCUUUUGCUUGAAAAACUGUUACACUUUAUUUAUGUAUUUAUAUGUACUUAUGUAUUUAUUUAUUUAUGUUUGUUUAUUUUUGAGAGAGACUGAGCACAAGUGGGAGAGGGGCAGGGAGAGAGGGAGACACAGAAUCCGAAGCAGGUUCCAGGCUCCGAGCUGUCACCACAGAGCCCGAUGUGGGGCUUGAGUCAUGACUGGAGCCAAAGUCAGACGCUUAACUGAGGGAGCCACUCAGGCUCCCCUAAACUGUUAUCACUUUAACCUACUUCUAACCAGCUUCAGAAGAAUUGGUUCAAAGCUAACCUAAUACAGUAUGUCAUUUACAAAAGUGUACAUUGUACAUGGUGUUAUAUCUUAUCCCAAAAUACACACAUUUGUUGCUCAAAUACUUAUGACUAUUUGGCCCAUCUUCCCCAGAGAUCAUAAACCACAAUGAUGCCUUGAACAUUGUGUUAGAUGAACCGGCUGUUUGUAAGAAAUCUUUUUUCAAGCUAUGCUAUAUCAAAUGAUAUUUCAUGUUUCUACCGUGCACAUAUUUCUUUGUCAGCUAAUCUACAUCGGUUGUGGAAAUCAAGGCACCCAUUCCCCAGGGAGUUAAUAGAGACACGCUGACAAAGUCCAUUGAAAGAUGCAUGACCCUAUAUCUAGAUACCUAUGCGGAUAUCUGUUCUUCAACUCUAUCUUUGGAGGGACAGGCAGGCACCUGGGACAGAGAACGUUGGAGUGUUCUUUAAAAGGCCGUCAUAAAACAGAUACAAUGGAAGCCGGUCGACUUAGUCUCAGAAACCUUCAAGUACAAGUUAAACUACACUGAUGUAAGUUACUACAAAAUUCAUAAGUACACAAAGUUUUAAUAAUUCUUACGAAUGGGUCACUUGGUGAAACGGUUUUCAGAUAACCGAGCUGAAAAAAAAAAAAAAAAAUUGUGCUGUCUACCCGGUCUCCUCCUGUGAGAUUUCACGUGUGUAGUUGGCUAUUUAACCUAAUCUCUGGUGUUUCUUUCCUUCUCCUUUACUGUCUUAUUCAUGGUGUCUUGGUGCCACAUAACUCUACAGGUGACACAGUAUACAUAUGGCCUCACUGUGGAACCAGAAGAACAGUGGAUUCGGGAUUACGAGCUAUUUUCUAUAACUGAACUGAUUCUGCCUCUGCUCUUAGGAUAUGACUGAGACAGGCAAAACGAGAACAUCGUCACUGUCAUGGAAAAGCAAUAUGUGGAAAAGAGUGUAUUUUGGUCUUUGGCCAAGGUUUACUUCUCAAUUUGCACGAAUUAAUUGAAUUUCUAUGUAACCACAAACUUUUUCACACAUUACUAAAUAUAUGUAAUAGAACCAUAUAAUAGCUGCUGUAAAUAUAAUGGGUCAAGAAGAAAUCCAAUGAUAUCAGACCCUUAUUUAAAGGCAUUAAAUGAAAAGAUAUAAUACAUUCAUGGGCACGAAAUAUUAAAGAUGUCAGGUCUUCUAAAAUUGGUAUUCACGGUAAUUCCAGUCAAAAUCCUAAUGUCAGUUUUGGAAUUUGGAAGCUAAUCCUAACAUUUAUUUAAAGAGAAAAAUGGUAAAAAAAAAAAUCAAAACAAAACAAAAACAAACCCAAGAAGCUCUCGAUGAGAGGUAGAACCUGAUGUGAUAAAACACUUAGCUGAUACUGGGUGGCAAUGCACAGAGAUGAACACAUUUACCAACUGAAUUAGAUAGAAAGCCAAGGAUCGCAUCUAAUUUUUUGUUGAAAUUUCACGUUAGUGAGGAAACGAUAGGCUGCUCAAAAAAAAUUGAUGAGUGCAGUUGGUUAUGGGUGAUUGUAGGAAGACCCCCUAAGUGUAAAUCUUCUUUUAGAAGAUCAGCUAGGAAAAUAUGAUCUCACUAUAGAGAAGGACUUCUUAAACAGGAAACAAAAGUACUAACCACGAAGAAAAGAAUAUUACAUUAUACCCCCUUAGAGGAGGCAUUUUCUCUUAAGCUAUUUUGCAACAUCCACGCUUCUAGGCUCUUUCUUCCUUAAUUUGGGAAGGAGAAAAUAUUAGUGAAUGUCAACUUAAAAUGAAAAAGGGGUUGAAAAGUCUGUGCUGAAAUCUGACCUCGAUCUCACCCGAGGUCAGAUUUUUAGGUUCAGACCUUCUUUUCUUCUCUCUUUCCUUCUAGUUCCUAAGUGAGAAUAAUAAAAGUGUUAAGAUACCUUUUCCCAUUUUAUCUAUGGAUAUAGAAAACAAAUUUGUUUAUUGUGUUAAAAAACUACGAGUUUCAGAGGAGCUUCAAUUAUAAACUUAAGGAUUUAACUUUUUUCUCUUUUCAGAUUUUUAUUUAAAUUCUAGUUAGUUAACAUGCAGUGCAACAUUGGUUUCAGGAGCAGGAUUCAGUGAUUCAUCAAUUGCAUACAGUACCCAGGGCUCAUCCCAACAGGUGCCCUCCUGAUACCCAUCACCCAUCCAGCCCAUCCCCCACCCUCAGUUUGUUCUAGAUCUUUCAGGGUCUCUUAAGGUUUGUUUCCCUCUUUUUUCUUUUUUUUCCCCCUGCUUUCCAUAUGUUAAUUUAUUUUGUUUCUUAAAUUCCACAUGUGAGUGAAAACAUAGGAUAUUUGUCUUUCUCUGACUUAUUUCACUUAGCAUAACACACUCUAGCUCCAUCCAUGUCAUUGCAAAUGGCAAGCUUUCAUUCUUUUUGAUGGCCGAGUAAUACUCCAUUGUGUAUAUAUACCAUACCCUCUUCAUCCAUUCAUCAGUCGAUGGACAUUUGGGAAAGAUGUUAACUUUUCACAUGAAAACGUCAGUAUUUCUUCUUAUAAAAUAACUUUUCUCCCCAGCACUUUUCGCAGAAAAUGUCUACAAGCAAUGACAAUCCAUGAGCAGUGAGAAUUGCCAUCACCCAGAUUGUUUCUCAACCCUUUUCCGGAGAGCCAACUCGGCUAAUUUGGACAUUUGGAUAAGGGUUACGCUUUAAAAUAGAUUUGAGAGACAUAGCAACCAAUGGAAUCCUACUUCAGAUAGAAUAAAUUAUUGUAAAAAAGUAUUUGAGGCAAUUGAGGGGUUUUCUUUGUAAGCACUAGAUAUUGGAUGAUGUUACAGAUCACUUCUAAAUUUAGGUGCGAGGAUCUUGUGUUUUGUUCAACUCUGCAUCUGUUGGGACUUUUGUGACAAUAUUCAUGAUUGACGUAAUACGUGGUUUCUUUACACUGUCCCCCUUCCGCCCAAUGUAGGCGCGGAGAGUGACACCCUGUGGGCGAGACGCUGUAACUGAGGAGGACUUGUGUAGCUUCCAUCCCGCCUCAGUCCCUUCCCUGCCUGCCUCCCCGACUUUUGUAAGUGAGCCCGGUUAACGAAGCUAUUUCUCUUUGGGACAAAGGGUGACACAGACAGCGACUCCAGCGACUGAACCGCAGGAGCAGGCAGAGGGGUCGGCAAGCGGGGAGGGGCUCCCGGCCAGGUCUCCUCCUCCCACCCCUCCCCCAACCACCCCCGCCCGCGCCCGGGGAGAGCGUUGGACUCUGUCGGCACCUUGUGGCCAUUUUGGGUAAUGCAGCUAGAGCUUUGUUUUAUUUCCGGUUUCUAUCCGUCCGCUGCGAAGGUUUAAUAAUUGCUUAUAUAAAGAACACAAGAAAGAGCCCUGCUCCCACCGUCCUCCUCGACCGCCGAGCUCCCCCAUCGAUCACAAAGAAGCACGUUCACCAGUUUGGGGUGCAGCCAUCUGGAACUUCUUUAUACAAACAGAAACAUCAACGUGUACUCUCAGCCCCCACCCCCAACCCCCCACGUUAACUCAAAUGACCAGCGGUGAUGUUCUUCUCACGGUUCUCCUGCCUACUUUUCUCAUUAUCUAGCUUGGAACUCUUUCCUUACUAACUAGCGCGGCUGAAACUUCUUGGCAGGUGCACCCUAGUGACCUGAGGCAGGUAACCUGAGACCAGACCUGUUCCUACACGGGAGCCCCUGCAUGGGAGCCUCUCCUUCAGUUACCCAUUUCUCGGUAAAUCACUCAUUCUCCUGGAGCCCUAAUGUCACCCUCCCUCCACAGCGCUGCGGAGAACAGAGGCAAGAGGGAAAUGACAGGUAAAAUUCCAUUUUUUAGUAACCUGCAGCCCGUUGGCAAAUAGUUGAGGCAAAUCCGGAGUAGAGCAUUUCUCCAGGAACCCCCUCCUGUCCUAAGGGACAAGCUUAGCUUGAUAACAGAAAGGCCUCUGGUAUUUUAGGAGUCCUCUGUAGCACAUCGCAGUCCCUCUGGGGGCCUCCCUAAUCAGUCACUCCUUCUGACCCCAGCGCAGCUCUUUCUGUCCUGUCCCCGUGCUUUCAUGAAAUCACCUUUUGGCACCAAAGACGUCUACAAGAAUUCUUUCUUGGCCGUGGGCUCCGGACCCACCACCACUCCAAAACUCCAUCGUUCUGGGAAGCAGAGAGGAGUCAGACAUCACCCCUGCUCUCAGUCUAAUAGAAGAGACCAGAGGGGCCUUUACACUUAAUCCCAGUAAUCCUGCCACCAGAAACAAAGUGAGAUGUUCAGGGCCUCCCUCAGCCCACAGCCCCCCGGCUCUAGUAUCCCACACCGCGUUUCCACUUGCUCCCAUUUUCUGUCCUUCAGGCCCCGUGAACACAACCUUGGAAGAAUGGCCUCCUCCGUGCAGAAGGAGUAGAACCAGAGACCUUCCAAACUACUUUCGUAAACUCAGAAAGUAUCCUCGCCGGUUUCCUUCUGUUCUACUCUGAUAACAGGGCAAGUUGGUAGUUUACACAUCGUGUUUGGACUUUCCAGCAUGAUUGAUUCAAAUGCCACUUUAAAAUAUUUUUAUUUAUGUGCUUGAUAAAAAAAAAACCCAUCUUAUGUAAAGAAGUGACAAACUGGAGAUGAACAAACCACAGUAUAUUUGAAUUUAUGACUUUGUAUGUGAAUUUAAUAUAUUUUCAUCAAUUACGCUACGAAGUCAA
Molecule: messenger RNA, 5615 nt
Organism: Panthera uncia (snow leopard)
Lineage: Eukaryota; Metazoa; Chordata; Mammalia; Carnivora; Felidae
Product: histone H2B type 1-J
Exons: 3
Coding region: 37-417 (126 amino acids)
Cellular component (GO): nucleosome
Molecular function (GO): protein heterodimerization activity; structural constituent of chromatin; DNA binding
Source: RefSeq, a predicted model, not a curated record